AACUUUCGCUUCCCAGUCUUCAGCAACACGGCAGCGGAAAGCUGUGGAGGCGGGUGUACAGUCUGUUGCAGCUCGUCGGGUUGUUCUUGUCCGGCUGGAGUGCUCGGAUCGCUUUACUUACGUCUAGCACUCUCUCUAGGUUGGGCGUGUUGUGUGUGCUUCUGCUGAUCGAGACGCACGAUGGAACGAUCAGAGGCACGAGAGGAGUUCUACUCGCUUGGUGUAGGGCAUAUGGGUUCUCCUCCUUUCCACCGUCUAGGAGAAGAUAGAGAAGCCGCUCAUCCGUUUAGUUUCUCUCAUGGUCAUAAUGUGCACCGCCCACUAAGUUUGUACAAUCAAACGGCGUCUCUUAGUAGUUCUAGCGAAAAUCGGAGAGGUAAUUACACACGUCCAACGUUGCCAGUGUCUCCUCUUUCUUUCCAGAGCGCUGGCUUGACUCCUCCGUUGACUGGUGACUACUGGCCUGGGAGUGGUAUUGUAAAUCAUCCUCCAGCUCUCUUUCCUCUCAGCUGGAGUCACGGGAUUGGAUAUCCUGGUCUAGUAGCUGGUCAGUAUGGCAUGGGCGUUGAUGAUGCGAGAAGUUGGAAACGUCGCGAUUCGAGUUAUACAAAAGAUGAAUCGUUUCAGAAUUCUUCGUUUCCAUUUGAUGGUGGUAUCAGGAGACUGAGUUGCCCAGAAUAUUUGCCAAAGAACAGUCCGGUGUGUAGUCAGUCGUAUAGCAUGGAGGCAUGGAGGUCGGCAACAACUGCAAAUGCUGUGAGUGUUGAACCUACAAGUAGUCAGGGGAGAGCGACAGAGGUAUUACCCACUCCUGGGAACGAGGAAGAUGCAUGCUCUGCAGAGUCUGCUGACUACAAUGAUACAGUGUCUGACGACGACAUGAAAGACGAGCAGUGGAAAGACGGUGAGUCGACAGACAAUUCAUCUGAAGCGAACGAAGCUCAACAACUAGUGAUUGAUGAACCAGCCGGCUGCCCAGCAGCUGCCAGUCUAAAUCUCAAGUUGCAGUCUCAACAGCAUGAAGUCAGUGCUGCGACCAUACCAAGAAAACGUCGUAAAAUAAAUGAUGAAAGUGAAGUACGAAGACCACUAGAUCUCGGAUGGGGUCGACAGGUUCGUUUGAAACACUUACCCAAUGGAGUAUGCAAGAGCGAAGUGUAUUAUAUAGCUCCUUGUGGUAAAAAGCUUCGAACCUACCCAGACGUGAAUCGAUACCUCCAGCAGUUAGGAACGACCAACUUAAUGCCCAGUGACUUCUCAUUUAGUGCAAAAAUAUACUUAGGUGAGUUCUUUGAAUCAAACGGUGGUGACUAUGAGAAACUGAGUGAGAGUGACUUGGAGAGAAGACGAUAUGUCAGCCAAGAUGCCAAGCGAGAACGAGAAGCUAGAGCGAAGGGUAAGAAAAGAUCAAAGGGAUGUGAUGAUGACAAAGUUGAGCAACAAACGGAUCUUAACCAGAAAUUGCCACAAGUGAAAUUUCAAAGACACGAACGAAGAAAAACAAAAGCAAGUAAGGACAAGAACAAACAGCUACGUGAAGAUGAGCAAAUGAAACGUAAACAAGAAAUCACUUUGCGUAAACUAGAGGAUGCUGCCAGGAAGGCCAAAGAGAAGGAACUGAAGAAACAGCAAGCAGCCAUUGAGAAAGAGGAAAAACGACAGUUGCUACUGCAGCUGAAAGAACGCCAGCGAAUAGAAGCUGCAACGAUGAAGGCUCACGAACGAGAAGUAAAACGUCAACAAGCACUAGCAUUGAAAGCAGAAGAAGCUCAACGUAAAGCGUUAGCACGGGAAAAGAUGAAAGAAGAGAAAGAAAUAGAGAAGCAGCGACUGAAGGAGCUGAAGGCAGGGAGGAAACGACUGACAGCAGCUAUGAUGAACGACUCAUCGCAGCCGUGUGAUGAUUUGUAUUUACACCAUCCUAAACCAUUGCCGUGUUUUGAUCCUAUGGGCAUACCCAUGACAUCUGUAGCGUUUGGCGACAGUCUAAUGGUUGUCGAGUUUCUUUGGACAUUUUGUGAUGCAUUUAGUCUUGAAGUACUUCCAACGGUAGGAUCAUUGCAAGCUGGACUCCUGAACCAACAACCUUACGCGGAACUUCUUCUUGACAUUUGCUUGCAGAUGGUUGAUAUAAUCAUCCACGACUCGAGCUGUGGUGUCCACCAUUGUGCUAGUGUGAUGGGAACACUCCUAUCGUCACUCAAAGUAACAGAGAAGACAUUCUCGGAGACUCUUCGAGUUAUCUUAGAAACAAAAGAUAACAAUGGUGCUGUUGACAUUGUGGAUCUUCUCAGCAGACAUACCUUUCUCUCUUUAACAGCUGAACAUAAAGCUUACGUGUUGGGUUUUUUAGUGAACGAGUUGCUGACAAGCCGGGUUAUUUUACGGAUAAUUGACGGUAGACAAGAAAAAAUGGCUGAACUUCGUCGUUGUAAAUGGAAGAUUCAGUGUAAGAUUCGUAAAGUUCGUCAAGCGAUCAACGAGCGAUAUCCUUCUGAGCCAUCACCGGAAGGAAAGCAUCCUGGACGAAGACCAAAGAGCGUUGCGGCAGCAGCAGAGGGAGACGAUGACGAUGACGACGAAGAGGAAGACGGGUCUGAUGAUGAGGAAGACGCGGGUGACGACAGCGAGGGUCUGAGCGACGUUGAUAUGAAUGACGUGGAACGCACCUGCAUACCACAUUCGAAGGAAGAAUUGGAUCACGAAAUGAGCAAGUUAGAAAAGUGGCAACAUUUGUAUCGGCAAAAACUUCAUGCUGCAAUGCGGUCAAUGCGUACCAUGUCUUUUGGGGUUGAUCGCUACAGUCGGCGUUAUUGGUCUGUUCCUUAUUGCGGAGGAGUGUUCGUCGAGGGCGUUGACUCUGAAGAGGCAAAGAAUGGUAUGUGGUGGACACAAAGCCAACCAAUAAGCAUUAGUUCUAGGGAGUCACUAGUGGAGACUAAGCCACUGUUACCUCUUCCUCCGCUUAUCAAGCUGCCAAUUCCCAUGCAAGACGACUUCCAUGAAAAGUUGGGUCACGAUAGUCAUCAUUCUCGUAGGAAGCAUCGGUUACACCAAGUCAGAUUGGAUCGGUAUCAUAGAGGGAAUGCUUCGUCUGUAGAGGAGAGUGUAAAUACUCAGUUUUCAGAGGAUGGUAGCGAGAAUGAAGGUAACAGUCUAUCGGAAGGGAAAACGAUACAUUUAUAUGGACGGAUAUCUUCAUAUAACCCGUUUCAUUGUAACCUAUUGUGGGUUCGUGAGCAAUUGAGCAAGGAUCCUACAGUUGCUCGGCCGAUUGCAAUCUGUCCUCCUCAAACCCUAGAUGCUGUGAAGCCAGAAUUGAGUGCCGUGAACAGUUUUGCUUCUCAUAAUUUUACUUCAGACAGCAGUUCAUCCGAUAAUCACGAAUUAUCUCUCCUUGCUGCAGUAGCCACUUCUCAGCGUGAACACGAGAACCAGAAACUACAGCCAACAGAUGAACAUUACAUCAAGGCAAAUGACAGAACAGAUACAAAACAGUCAAGUGGCCUGAUCACAACGUCUGUGUUAACGUUGGCAUCAGAGACACUGAAAGCUGUAAAGGCAGCUGAGAAGGCAAAAGCUCACAGCCACAAAACACGAAGUCUCAACACUAACAACCUACUACCUUCACUCAGUUUAGUUACAUCUAAUAAUCAUAUCACAAAUGACAUUUUCAAACGGACACAACCAGUAGCAGUUUCUAAAGACACCAACCACGGAUGGUGGAUGGUCAAGGAAGGUGACGAGAUGCGUUCUCUUUUCAAGUCUCUUUGUACAAAAGGCUUUCGUGAGCACAGUUUGAGAAAAGUCUUAUCCAAGAAUCUAGAGUACAUUUGUCGGUCAUGUGGCAAAGGAGUGAAAGAUUUGAUGAUUCCCGAGGAUGCUGAUGAAAUCGAUGAAGACACACAGGAAAUGGUGGGUGGUAGGUGCACAGAAAAAGAGCACGGUGUUGACUAUCCGCAGGAAACUGUAUCAGCAUCACUGGUUUUGCUGAACGACAUACAGGAGUUGGAGGAUCGUCUCUUGUCUGCCAGUUUGCAGUCUAAGGGUUGGAAGCCUCGUUCAGUGGGAGAAGACAGUGAAGAAGAAGGCGUUGUUGACACUAGAAGUGCACCCAACUGUUUGAGAAGUGCCAUCGAGAGACUACUUGCUCUCGAAGAAGCAGUGGAACGCAGAUACUUGAAGCCACCGCUAAGAGACAUCAAGCCGCUUACUGCAUCUGCUCUGAAUGCUCGUGUUCUCGGUUGUGUCGAUGAAGGGCAGUCUGCCGAAUGUGAGGAUAGAGAAAUGGAAUCGGUUCCUCUUGGUCUUGGCUGUUGGCGUGAUGCAGUGAGUACAGCUUCGUCUGCGGCACAAGUAACACUUUGCUGUAAUCAGCUGGACCAAUGUAUUGCCUGGGAGAAGUCUAUUAUGAAAGUGUUUUGUCAAGUGUGCUUGAAAGGAGACAACGAGGCUCUGCUAUUGUUGUGUGACGGAUGCGAGAAAGGCGUACACACGUACUGUUGCAAGCCAAAACUGUCCGGUAUUCCCGACGGUGACUGGUACUGUCACUUGUGUGUAGAGAACGCUGCUGGAGACGAUCGAUGUAUAGUCUGCUCAGCCAGCAGUACAACAGGCCGAAUGAUUCGUUGCGGUCACUGUCCUCGUCAAUAUCACAUGAAAUGCUUAGAUCCUCCAAUGUCACGACUUCCUAAAGAGGUGUGGUGCUGCCCUAUUUGCAGCAAGCAAAUGGAGUCAAGUCGGGCUUCUGCUGAGCAACUGAAUUUAGACGUCGAGGAUUUAAUUCAACAGUCAAAUAGCCGACCAGCCAAGAGAAAUCGUAACAACGACAUGGGCAUUUGUCGUACUCUGUUGCGCGAUUUAGAGAAACAACAAGAGAGUUGGCCGUUUUUGACUCCAGUAGCUCGGAAGCAAGUGCCAUCUUAUUAUCAGAUAAUAAAGAAUCCGAUGAACUUCCAGACUAUUAGAAACAAGAUGAAAGGGAACCAGUAUCUGAGUCGAGAGGCGUUUGCUGCUGACGUUCGUCUCAUUUUUGACAAUUGUCGGACUUUUAAUGAAGAUGAUUCCGAGGUUGGAAAGUCGGGUCUUAUUUUAGGUCGAUAUUUUGAAAAAAGAUGGAGAGAACUCAAUCGAGGAAAUGUCUUCUAGGAAUGGCUGCAUGCUGUUUAAGGUGUGGUCGGUUACUCUGCUGUCAUCUUGCCUUACACUAAGGCUGGCUGUAGAUAUUGACUUGUAUAGUAACUGUGGUAAUAGUUGGAAUCUGCAUGGAGUUAUGUGUUGAAACUGUUGGCAACGGACUAUCUGAUGUAUUCCUGCUGAUGAGUUGUCAGUGAAGAACUUGAUUAUGGUCGCACGAUUGAAGGCACUCUGAUGUGAAAUAAUAAUUAUAUAUUGAAAUUGAAAGUUUUCGUGAAAAUGAGGGGAUUACAUAA
Corticium candelabrum is the source of this 5432-nucleotide messenger RNA. RefSeq names its product bromodomain adjacent to zinc finger domain protein 2B-like. The record is from RefSeq and is a predicted model, not a curated record. Lineage: Eukaryota; Metazoa; Porifera; Homoscleromorpha; Homosclerophorida; Plakinidae. Gene Ontology annotation, cellular component: chromatin. Bases 181 to 5148 code for a protein of 1655 amino acids. The transcript has 22 exons. Gene Ontology annotation, molecular function: DNA binding; protein binding.